AUGAGCAACACUAUUGUGGUCGUCGGCGGUGGUGUGUCCGGCAUCACGUCGGCGUACCUGUUGUCCAAGAGCAAGGGAAACACCGUCACGCUCGUGGCCAAGCACAUGCCAGGCGACUACGACAUUGAGUACGCGUCGCCGUUUGCGGGCGCCAACGUCCUGCCCAUGAACUCAGACGCCAACAGCAGAUGGGAGCGUCGCACAUGGCCCGAGUUUGAGUGGCUUUGCAGAAAUGUUCCAGAAGCAGGCUUCCAUUUCAAGAACACUCGUGUGUAUCGCAAGCACAAAGACUUGAACCCAGCCACGGCCUCUGCGCCCAUGGAUCCGCUGUUCAACCUAGAUCCGUGGUACCGACACAUGAUGCCCGACUACCGCGAGCUCGAGGCGAGCGAGCUGCCGCCCGGCCAGGACAGCGGAUGCACCUUUACCAGCGUCUGCAUGAACACGCCCAUAUACCUCGCGUGGCUGGUCGGGCAGUGCGUCCGCAACGGCGUCGUCUUUAGGCGGGCCGUCCUGUCGGAGCUCUCCGAGGCGCGGCGGCUCUCCCACACGGGCCGUCCGGCCGACAUCAUCGUCAACGCCACGGGCCUGGGCUCUCUGAAGCUCGGCGGCGUCAAGGACACGGCCAUGACCCCCGCGCGCGGACAGGUUGUCCUGGUGCGCAACGACCGGCCGUCGAUGCUCGUGACGUCGAGCGUCGACGACGGAAGCGGCGAGGUGUUUUACAUGAUGAGCCGCGCCGCGGGCGGCGGCACCAUCAUUGGCGGCACCUACGACAUGGGCAACUGGGAGUCGCAGCCGUGCCCCAACAUUGCCGCCCGCAUCAUGUCGCGCGCCGUGCGGCUCGACCCGGAGCUGGCCAAGGGCAAGGGCGUCAACGGCCUCGACGUGGUCCGGCACGCCGUCGGCCUCAGGCCCUAUCGCGCAGGCGGCGUGCGCAUCGAGCGCGAGACGUUGCGCGACGACACUGACGGUGGUAGCGUGCACAUUGUCCACAACUACGGCCACGCGGGCUGGGGGUACCAGGGCUCUUUUGGCUGCGCAGAGAGGGUCGUCGAGCUGGUCAAUGAGAUUCGCGCGGCCAAGGGGGAUGACCUCUCCAAGGAGCCGACGCUGCUCAAUUUUGAGAAUGAGACGGUGGCAUCGAAGCUGUGA
Messenger RNA from Beauveria bassiana ARSEF 2860, 1155 nucleotides. RefSeq names its product D-amino acid oxidase. Bases 1 to 1155 code for a protein of 384 amino acids. Gene Ontology annotation, molecular function: FAD binding; D-amino-acid oxidase activity. Lineage: Eukaryota; Fungi; Ascomycota; Sordariomycetes; Hypocreales; Cordycipitaceae. The transcript has 4 exons. The record is from RefSeq and is a predicted model, not a curated record.